Messenger RNA from Ictalurus furcatus (blue catfish), 2609 nucleotides. RefSeq lists its product as uncharacterized. NCBI's taxonomy places the organism in Eukaryota, Metazoa, Chordata, Actinopteri, Siluriformes, Ictaluridae. The record is from RefSeq and is a predicted model, not a curated record. The transcript has 2 exons. The coding region runs from base 230 to 1447 and encodes 405 amino acids.
CCAGCGGAAUAGCAAUUCAAAUCGACACAACACUGGCUCAUUCCAACAAGUGGGCCAACAGAACCCAAAUAUUCUCAUACAGACUGGCCACGCUGAGUCAGGACCUCACACAGUCCUCAUAAACCUUAAUACACUUCCACAGCAUCAAAAUGCCACCACACAACCUCAUACCGUUCAAGUCAGUCUCAAUGCACCGCCGCCUUCUUCAGGACAACCCAACCCGAACACCAUGCGCUAUAAUGAUCAACAAAGCAAUACUGUCCAGCAGGAGAUUCUUGCUAACGCUAAUCACUCAAAUCUCAGUCAUGUCAGUGGGUCACACUCCAGUCCACAGCCUCGGAAUGAUAACAUCCGUAAUACAGCACGGCCUGCCCACAGUAGUACCUCAAGAAACGAACAACCUGUGGAUCACCGCGUCACCAACCAGACACGGUCUAGGCGGAAUACUGAAGACACGUAUCCUUACUCAGAGCCGACUAGUACACAGCUAGGUACACAACCCUCGCUCUCAGAUGCUAAUAUACUCCCGCGUCAGAUGCCAUGGGACCGUAUGCAUGGUACACCCGCAUAUCCGAAUCCUCAAGUAGACAGAUACGAAUCUCAAAAUUCAACACGGCGAUACAGUUCAUCGGAUUCGGAGGGUGAGUAUUCAGUUCAAGCUCUAAGACCCAUGGGGUCACCUGUGGAUGAACAGAUGAGGAAUAUUUCCAGAGCUUCAAGAAGAAACUUUCUGAGACAGCUUGCUCACAGUGCUGCCCAGAGACGCUCUCGAGCAGAUCGGAACGUGUCAAGAAGAGUCACGCAGCCUGACGUGAUUGCUCAGCCACGUGCUGACCGUCAACAUCGGACUGCUCCACAGAACAUCACACCCCAUAGACAUGGCAUGGACAACAUGGACAUUCCCAUUCCUCAACAUCAAAACAUUCAAAUGCAGACUGCUCAACCAACACAUUUGACCAGUCAGGCUGAUCCAGAUCAAACACCUCGCAAUGCUGCCGCUCCAAAUGCCCUCAUUCUAACUCAGGCUGCUUUGCAGCAGCACACCAUCCAGACUCCCAGCCCCUUUGUUAACCGGAUUCAACAGACCCAAGCUGCAUUGCAUCCUGGAACUCUGUCAACACCUGCUCAGACUCAACAGAUCAACCAGGUUGGUCAAGUCGCUCCAAUUCCCCCUCCAGUUCUGCGCUUAGCAGAGUUUAAAACACUACCACGAGAGCAUUUACAGAAACCACAUGCUGUAAAGCCGGUUCAGGUGACGAGACGGCCUGUGGUCGUGCAUCAUGGACAUAGACCUCCCAACAUGCCCAGGCAUGCAAGAACAAUGCGUAACAACCUACACAAACACCCAGUGAAUCCUCACAUGCAUGCCAGUGCGCAUUGGCAUGGCAACCCACAGGGCCUCCCAGUACAUAUGAGCCAGGUCCACAAAAGUAGACACAGACCCUGAGACAAUCCAGUCCACAUUCUGAUAAGGCAUCAUGCAUACCUGGGGAGGGAAAAAAAAACACCCAAACAAUUAAAUAUUCAUUUGUAUUUAAGCAAUGACCAUUUACAAGGCACACUGUGCUGGUUUGGACUAAGUUCAUACUCAUUAGUGGACAAAAUGCAGAGUGAGAUGUGCAGGAUUUGAGCUGGUUUUUCCAACCGAAAAACCCAGACAAGCCUCAAGAAACUGCUAAAUGCUAAAUAAUGCUCUUCCUGUUUAGCACCUUCUUACCCAGCCGUUUAUUCAGCAGUUGGUACACAGAUGCCUCCACUGACGCUGCUCAAUUAGCGGCGUCUCCAUGGACGAAGCGCUCGGCUAACUAUGAAGGAGAGCCACCAAACGGACACGCUCUUAUUUAUUAUGCACAUUUGUUUAUUGCUAAUGACUUGGAAAAUGCUAAUGACUUGGAGUGGUGGAGGUUAUCUUGAAGGGCUUGGGGAAAUUGGAUUCUGAAAAUAAGCACAACAAAGUAAUAAUUUGUCUUGGCUCUUUUUUGCUGAGGAGAUCGGGCUGAUUAAUUACAAAUGUUAUUGUUUUAUUUACAUUUUAAACAUAUUGUUUAUUCAUUUGUCAUAUUAUAUAACUUAGUAUUAAAUUAUCUCCAUAUUAUGGAGUUGUGUCUAGCCUCUGAUCUAAAUAUUGGAUUAAACGGAAAUGAAAGUAGGUCUUUUUUUCUUUCUUUCUUUCUUUUUUUUUUAACCCUAUAUGGUCAGUAAAAAAAAGUGCACUUUAUUUGGGUCAUUUUGUGGAAGAGAGAGAGAGAGUGUUUGAUAAAACGGGUGACAUCAUCGUCAUCAUCAUGUAUAUUAAGCUUUCAUUAGGAAACAGUGAUCUCGUUCAUGAAAGUGUGUGCAGAGGUGAUUUUCAAUGUUUUCAAUUAGUCAGCUAAAGCAGCAGAAUAAAUUUGCCCCGGAGAAAAAUGAAUUCACUGAAUGAGGAAGGACAUGGGAUGUGAAAGAUGUCCAUUUGCUUUUUCUUUGCCUCUACUUUAUCUCGGCGUGAACUUUGGUCUGUGGAUUUUCAGACCUCUGUUUGGUGAGCCACUAGGACACAUAAGGACACGUGUUUUGUAUUUCUGUGUCGAUUAACAGAUGGUUCUGUAAUAAAAGCUCAAGGAAAAAUG